CUUCGUUCAUUUCAAACCGCCCAACGUUCUUCUCUUUUGGCUAAACGUGUUUUCGGUAAUGCUCGUACUUACGCUACCGCUGAACCAACUUUAAAAGCUCGUUUAGAAGAACUCUUACCAGAAAAAUUGGAAGAAAAGAAACAAUUGUUGAAAGAACAUGGUAAAACCGUUAUUGGUGAAGUUUUAUUGGAACAAGCCUACGGUGGUAUGCGUGGUAUUAAAGGUUUAGUCUGGGAAGGUUCUGUUUUGGAUCCAAUUGAAGGGAUCAGAUUCAGAGGCCGUACCAUUCCAGAUAUUCAACAACAAUUACCAAAAGCCCCUGGUGGAAAUGAACCAUUACCAGAAGCUUUAUUCUGGUUAUUAUUAACUGGGGAAGUUCCAUCUGACGCUCAAACUAAAGCCUUCAGUGAAGAAUUGGCUGCUAGAUCCGCUUUACCAAAACACGUUGAAGAAUUGAUUGACCGUUCUCCAAGCCACUUACAUCCAAUGGCUCAAUUUUCAAUUGCCAUUACUGCUUUGGAAUCCGAAUCUCAAUUUGCUAAAGCUUAUGCUAAAGGUGCUCAUAAAUCCGAUUACUGGAAAUACACUUACGAAGAUUCUAUUGAAUUAUUAGCUAAAUUACCAAAUAUCGCUGCUAGAAUUUAUAGAAAUGUCUUUAAAGAUGGUAAAUUAGGUGCCGUUUCUCCAAACUUGGAUUAUGGUGCUAAUUUGGCUUCCUUAUUAGGUUAUGGUGAAAAUAAAGAAUUCUUGGAAUUAAUCAGAUUAUACUUGACCAUUCACUCUGAUCACGAAGGUGGUAACGUUUCUGCUCACACCACCCAUUUGGUUGGUUCUGCCUUAUCUUCUCCUUUCCUUUCCUUGGCCGCCGGUCUUAACGGUUUAGCCGGUCCUUUACACGGUCGUGCUAAUCAAGAAGUUUUGGAAUGGUUAUUCAAAUUAAAAGAUGACUUGAAAGGUGACCACUCUAAAGAAGCUAUUGAAAAAUACUUAUGGGAUACCCUUAACAGUGGACGUGUUGUUCCUGGUUACGGUCAUGCUGUCUUAAGAAAAACUGAUCCAAGAUAUACCGCUCAAAGAGAAUUUGCCUUAAAACACAUGCCUGAUUACGAUUUAUUCACUUUGGUUUCUAAUAUUUACGAAGUCGCUCCUGGUGUCUUAACCAAACACGGUAAAACUAAAAACCCAUGGCCAAAUGUGGAUUCCCACUCUGGUGUCUUAUUACAAUACUACGGUUUAACUGAAGAAUCCUUCUAUACCGUUUUAUUCGGUGUUGCCAGAGCCUUUGGUGUCUUACCUCAAUUAAUCUUGGAUAGAGGUUUGGGUUUACCAAUUGAAAGACCAAAAUCUUUCUCCACUGAAAAAUACAUUGAAUUAGUUAAAAACAUU
This is a messenger RNA of Hyphopichia burtonii NRRL Y-1933, 1386 nucleotides long. It is a transcript of the gene CIT1, whose product is annotated as citrate (Si)-synthase. The record is from RefSeq and is a predicted model, not a curated record. The annotation marks the transcript as partial. Gene Ontology annotation, biological process: citrate metabolic process; carbohydrate metabolic process; tricarboxylic acid cycle. Gene Ontology annotation, cellular component: mitochondrial matrix. The transcript has 3 exons. NCBI's taxonomy places the organism in Eukaryota, Fungi, Ascomycota, Pichiomycetes, Serinales, Debaryomycetaceae.